Molecule: messenger RNA, 228 nt
Organism: Anthostomella pinea
Lineage: Eukaryota; Fungi; Ascomycota; Sordariomycetes; Xylariales; Xylariaceae
Source: the annotation of a GenBank genome assembly
AUGUCUCCGACCACGAGCACUACUCCGGGCCAGGAGGAUAAUUCCAAGGCUUCCAAAGGCGGGAGAUGGCAGCGGUUGACGGCGCCGUAUGGCACCAAGCAGCCAUACGCGGCUUUCGCCGAGACCCACGCCAUGGCUCGCGGCGAAGAGGGCAUCUGGGCCGGAAACUGGACGCAGAGACUUGCUGAAUACAAGACGUCUUGUGCGGCGAAGGAAGGAAGGAACUGA